AGAGGCUGCCGCCGCGAAAGCUGGGUGGGGAGACGGCCGAGAUGGUGGAGGACGGCGGCGAGGAGGAGGCGGAGGGGGAGAGCGAAGAGAUGCCGGCGGCCGCCGCCGUGCCCCCCCUGCAGCGCUGCAACGGCUUCCUUCCCGGCAAGGAAGCGGAGGACGGCGGGCGGGCAGCCUCGGCGGGCGGCGGGGAGCGGGCGGAGGCCGAGGCCAUGCUGGGAGCGGCAGGCGGGCGGGUGGAGACGCGCCUCUCGCGGCGGCGGCUGGCCGUGCUGGCCGUCUUCAGCUGCUACUCGCUGGUGAACGCUUUCCAGUGGAUCCAGUACAGCAUCCUCAGCAACGUCUUCGCCGGCUUCUACGGCGUCUCCUUCACGCAGAUAGACUGGCUCUCCAUGGUCUACAUGGUGGCCUACGUGCCGCUGAUCCUCCCCGCCACCUGGCUGCUGGAUGCCCGCGGCCUGCGCCUCACUGCCCUGCUGGGCUCCGGCCUCAACGGCCUGGGCGCCUGGCUCAAGUGUGCCAGCCUGGCCCCCGACCGGUACCCGCUCACCCUGGCGGCGCAGGCCGUCUGCGCCGUCGCCCAGGUCUUCAUCCUGGGGCUGCCCUCACGCAUCGCAUCCGUCUGGUUCGGCCCCGCCGAGGUCUCCACUGCCUGCGCCGUGGCAGUGCUGGGCAACCAGCUUGGCACUGCAAUUGGGUUUUUGUUGCCACCUGUUUUGGUUCCAAAUACACCCAACGAUCUCGAUCUAAUGGCACAUAACAUCAGCAUCAUGUUCUACGGAACAGCAAUGGUGUCCACGCUUCUAUUCUUCUUAACAGGAGUUGUGUUUGAAGAAAAGCCCAAAUACCCUCCUAGUCACUCUCAAGCAGUCCUACAAACUAUACCUCCUGAGGAUUACUCCUACAAGAAGUCGAUUAUUAACUUGUUCAAAAAUAUUCCAUUUGUACUUUUGCUGAUCAGUUACGGUAUUAUGACUGGGGCAUUUUAUUCUGUCUCCACGUUAUUAAACCAGAUGAUAGUAACUCAUUAUGAGGGAGAAGAAGUGAACGCUGGGAGAAUUGGCUUGACACUGGUGGUGGCAGGAAUGGUGGGUUCGAUUAUUUGUGGUUUGUGGCUGGAUUACACUAAAACAUACAAGCAAACUACUUUGAUUGUUUACAUUCUCUCUUUCAUUGGGUUGCUGGUAUUUACUUUCACCCUGGACCUCAAAUACCUUAUAGUAGUGUUCGUGACUGGAGGAGUACUCGGGUUCUUCAUGACUGGCUAUCUCCCACUUGGGUUUGAAUUUGCUGUGGAAAUUACAUACCCAGAGUCUGAAGGCACUUCCUCAGGUCUCCUUAAUGCAUCAGCACAGAUAUUUGGAAUUGUCUUUACACUUGUUCAAGGAAAACUCACAACAAACUACAGUCCUCGUGCAGGAAACCUCUUUCUUUGUGCUUGGAUUUUUGUGGGCAUUAUCUUAACAGUUUUAGAUGUCUCAGACAUCAAGGAUUUAAAUAUGUGGCUUCCUCUCUGGGCUGAGGACAGAAGUUAUAACCUUAAUAAGAUCAGAUUUGCGAAGACACAAUGUAAAUUCAGGGAUUAUGAAUUUGGAUGUUAAAGCUGUACCAGUUGACAGUCCUGUAGAACCUGAAAGUACUACAUUAAAAAUUCAGUCAGCUUUAUAAAGCUGAAAGUGACUUAGAAACACACAAGUUUGGUUGGAUACUGAACAAUAUUAAUUGGUGUAAUCACUAGAUUUGUGUGUAUGAGUAGUAAAAUGUGUUUGGUGAUAGUUGUGCAGUGGAAACUAUGAAGAUGCUCCAUUUAUUUUGCUCAAGACGCAAGCAAUUCACCCGUUCCAAUUUGUAUGGAAUAUUUAUUUUUAACAGUUUUCAAGUUUUACAGUUUCAUUAGUAACGAACUGUGUGAAUACUCUCCACGCUAGGGAGACAUGUGCGUUCAGGAUACGUACUUGAAAAAAUCUGGAAUCCUGAAGUAUGGUCAUCAUGAUCAGAAGUACCUAAUCUUCUUUUCCCCAAAGAAUUGAGAGGUAGUUAGUGUCUUGUUCAGUCUUUUCUAGUGCAUUUGAGAAGUCAGAGAGUAGAUAACUGUACAGCUGGUGGAUCUUCAAGUUCCUUUUUUUUUUUUUUUUUAAUAUAAGCCAACAGUUCCUUCUGGGAAACUGUCUAUAGCACAAUACUAAAAACAAGAGAUGACUGCAAAUGUGUGUUUCAUACUGGCAUCUGAUACUUCUUUUGCCUUGAAACUUCUUGAGAGAUAUCAGAAGGCAAGUAAGAGAAAACACUUACAGAUUCAUUGUAACAUUUCCAGGGAGAUUUAAAGAGUUUCCUGCUAACUAAAGUGAAGAAAAACAAUUCUUAUUAAAUACAGUAAGAAGGAGGAGAAAGGCCUUUGAUCUCUACUGUGAAGUAUUUAUAGGCAAUGGAACACUACCACACAGGUUGCCUCCAUGGAAUAUUUUGAGUGCUUUCUCAGUUGAAGUGAGAGGAGUAUGUGUUUACAAAGAGCUGGUGCCUUUACUUUGUAAAGAAGAUCCUUGCCUCAUCUUGAGUUUAAUCAGUGCUGCUGAAGAAAUUCCAUUUUGUGUGUUAAACCUCCUCUGAAUAUUUGUGGAGUAUGAGAAAAUGUGUUCUAACCUCUUUUGCAUUUAUUUCUCUGCGUUAUGAAUUGUAUCAUUUAUGUCAUGAAAUUUUUGUGCUUGUAUAACUUAAAUCAUGUCUUUCACAGUUUGUUAAAAGCUGUAAGGAUGACUGAAAACAGUGAUGUUUCACUUUGUCUGAUGAAAUAUUUGCUGUUUUGUUUCAUGCAUCUUAGCUACCAAAGGAGCGAACUUCACCUUUUAUCUGAAUUUGGGAUGUGGAUUUCUCACUGCAGUGCUUCUGAAAAUAUUCUCCUUUACCUUAUGUUCUAUCUACACACCCACAGAAUUGAUAGCACUACAAUACUACUGACGCCCUACUAUUGCUGAAAAAGUCAGACCUGAGUUAGCAGACUUUUUGUAAACAUUUAAGCUUUAGCAGCCUUUAAGUUGGGCCUGCCAGAUCAGUAGCAUCAGUGAUGCCGUCUCUUCGAGUUCCCACAGAUGUAGUGCCACCCAGAAGGUGGAAUCCUACUUGAAAUUUUCCACAGAUUGUUAAAGAUGGAUAUGGGGAACGUUUUAAUUCCAAGGUAGUCUUUCAGUAUGAUAAGUACCACUAAAUUCUUUUCUUUUUCUUAUUUUACUGUAGAUUUAGAGAAUCCUUUUAUGUAAAAAGGACGCUGUAAACUCAGCCUCUGAACUUAAUGAUCUAGACUCACAAUUUUGUAUGAUAAAUGCUUCAGACGUGGGAAGACUGAAUGGCAAUAUACGUACCAGAAUAAGCUAGGCAUGCUUGGAACACUCGCCUUUCCAGAAAAGGUCCAUGUCUCUUUGCCAGGUCCAGUGCUAGAGAGAAAAGGGGCACACCUUCCUGCUCCUGGGGAGGCGAGCUCCACGAGAAGGGUCCUCUGGUGAGGUAGUUGAAUAUAGGAAAAGGAACCCAUAGAUAUUCAAACAGCAGGCAGGAGUAUGGGAGUGGAAGUAGAGAUGCUUUCAUUAUGUCAGUUCUUUGUGUUUAAUGACUUGCUGUGAUAUAAAUUGCCCCAUCAAGGGAUGUACACGUUUUCAGCCUGAGUGAGCAAAGUGAAAGUUCCUGCCUUUUAUAUCUGUGAGUGGCUUUUUCCUUUGGAGGAAUGAUAAUGACAUGUGCCAAAAUAUAUGCGUUCUUCCGCAAGGUACAGAUUCAGUGAAUGUUUGUGUUCAUGGCCCGUGGUUGCUUUGUACUUCUACUGUUGCAAAAUCUUAACAAGAUAAUAUCUUUGCAGUUUUGGGGGAAUGUUUUCAAAUGUCCGAUAGAAAGUCUUUGGCAGUAUCUGGAAUACUUUCUGAAAUGUCCAGUACACACUGUUCAAAUUCAGAGAUUGAGCUUUUUUCUUCCUUUUUAAAAUUUAUUUUUUAAUUCCUUUCCUCACUACUAGUUUCCAGUUUCUUUAGUUAUGUUCAGCCGAUUCUUGAAAAAAUACUCUAGUCCUUCUGGCUCCUUGUGUUUUUCAUCUUCUGCCAAAUUACUUGGCUACCCUCUGAAAAGGUCCAAACAAUCUUUUGGUAUGCUAGAAACCCCGCUGGGUCCCUGAAAAGUAAAUAUUCCUAAUAAUGAAGGCUUAAUUACAUCCUGGAUUUAAUACUCCCCCUCUAAAAGGAGCUUGAAAGUUGGAAACCUGUGAGCUAUUUCCAGGCAACAAUAAAGUAUUUAAAUGCAAGGCUCAGCAGGAAAAUAAAGAACAAACUAUAUUUUAUGCAAUAAUGUUAUCAUCUCUCUGUCAAGAAACUGAGGCUCUAGCUCAUGGCAGAAAUAAGUUUGGGGCUUUGGUCUUUUUGCUUUUAAUUUUUGUUUUUAAACAAACAACAUCCACCCAACCAGACAUCCAUCUGGAAUUGGCAGUAGGGUUUCUGACUCAGCCUUGAGAUUCUGGCUCAGCCCUCCAGUAAGAGUAAAGGUAGGGGCUAAAAAUCAUAACUGCUGAAUAGAGGUAAUCGUUUAAUGAAUGGAAUUACAUGUCAACUAUGAGAGGAUGGAGUGGGAAACCAAGUGAGGAGAGGCAUCCCAGUCCUAUGCAUCAGCUUUUGCUUUUCACUAUGCUUUUCUUUUAAGACCUGUAAGGCCUAGUCUGGAAUUGCUGCCAUCAAUUGCUUUCUUCUUCAGCUUGGUAGAUAAGUAAGUCCUUCAGAGCAUUUAUUUUGUAGAUGGGUUCUUGUCUUUAAUAAUGUCUUUUUCUGUUGCCGAGUGUUCAUGUUUUACGAAGAAGAACGACCAAGGGAAGAAUACGUAAGAAUCAUUUCAGGUUAAUAGGCCUUUCCUAACUUCAUCCUCUUGGUCAUCUCUUUUGUUCAAGACAGUCUGUUCCAGAGACAAUCACUGGAGUGUGUAAUUAGAGGUGCCGGCCCAUGUUGUCUAAUGAAAAAAUGCUUUCUGAGAAAUCUCUAGGCUAUCUUGUGCAUCUACAACCAACUGAAAUUGGGUUAAGCCAUAAGCAUUUCUUGAUUUCAUUUUCUGUUAUAUGUACUCAUGAAUCUUCAUGUGUGAACGGCAAGGUGUGACCUUUUCAGUUGCUGCCUUUCAAUAUAUGUAUGUAACACUUCUAAGUGUUAUAGGCUACUAAUGAUUCAUAGACCACAAGCUUAAUUAUUGUACCCCAUGUGACUUCCCCACUGCCACCAUUUGGUCUGAAGUCUGUGAAGAGAGGGAUGUUAAUGCAUGAACUAGAAUGAAGUAAGCAAAAGAUAUUCCUAAGACGAAUGUAUUUCCAUGUAAGAUCCAUGUUAUUUACUGCUCAUGUCUUUAUUCUUCUCAUGAAGAUAGGAAAGAUUUUUGCUGUAAUAGUUUGUUAGUGUCCCAUUCGUUGUUUCAAGAGAAAAUUAAAAAUUCCUUACGACUAUUCUUUGAUUGCAAUAUUGUAUGUAUGUGUAUAUGUGCGUGGCAUCAUUCCUUACCAUUAUAUGUUAUUAAUGAAGUGUAUAACAUGUAACUUGAUUGGGGCCAAGAUUUCCAUUUUUGACAGCUGCUGAUACAGUUGAUGGUCUAAAAAAUGAUUCAUUUUUUUUCCUUAAAAGCUGCCAUUUAAUGUAGGAAAAUUUUAUAAGUGAAUGAUAUACCAUGUCAUUAAUAAACACGUAUGUACAUGUA
This is a messenger RNA of Grus americana (Whooping crane), 5706 nucleotides long. RefSeq names its product FLVCR heme transporter 1 (gene FLVCR1). Lineage: Eukaryota; Metazoa; Chordata; Aves; Gruiformes; Gruidae. Gene Ontology annotation, molecular function: heme transmembrane transporter activity; heme binding. The record is from RefSeq and is a predicted model, not a curated record. The transcript has 11 exons. Gene Ontology annotation, cellular component: mitochondrion; membrane. Gene Ontology annotation, biological process: erythrocyte differentiation; mitochondrial transport; heme export. Bases 42 to 1601 code for a protein of 519 amino acids.